CAUUCAUUAUCCUCCUGCUGACCCCGACAAACCAUCACCGCCCGCUAACUCGCGAGAGAGAGCUAAAACCCUUGCUCUCCCCGCCCGCCCAUUUCCCUCCCCCCUCGCUGCCCCCGGCUCCCUGCUCCUUGCUCCUUGCUCGGCCUACAAGGAGGAUCAUCAUCUUGUUCGAGGAUUGGAUUAGCGAUCGAUCCGAUCGUAUCGUAUUCCAUUCCAUUCCAUCUUAGUCCAUGGGGUUGGAGAUGGAGGUGGAGGUGGAGGUGGAGACGGAUCCCAAUACUUCCCCCGACGAGGCCACCGCCUCCGGCGAGCCCAAGGCCUGCGCCGACUGCCACACCACCAAGACUCCGCUCUGGCGCGGAGGACCCGAGGGACCAAAGUCCCUCUGCAACGCCUGCGGCAUCCGCUACCGCAAGAGGAGGAGACAGGCGCUCAGCCUCGACGCCGCCCAACAGCAGGAUCAGCAGCCGAGUAAGAAGGCCGCCGCCGAUCCGCAGCAGGAUGACCAGCAGCCACAGCCGAAGAAGAAGCCCGCCGCCGAUUCGCAGGAGGAUCAGCAGCCGCAGCCGAAGAAGAAGCCCGCUGCCGAUUCGCAGGAGGAUCAGCAGCUGCAGCCGAAGAAGCCUGCCGCCGCCGCCAGCAGCACCACCACCAACAAGAAGGACAAGAAGAAGAAGAAGGAUCGGCAAGUCACCGUGGAGCUUCGCGUGGUGGGGUUCGGCAAGGAGGUGAUGCUCAAGCAGCGCCGUCAGAUGCGCCGCAAGAAGUGCAUGAGCGAGGAGGAGAGGGCCGCCGUCCUCCUCAUGGCGAUGUCGUCGGGCGUCAUCUACGCCUCGUGAUCCAUGAUUCCAUCCAUCCAUUCCAAGGGGAGGAAGGGGAGGCGGCAGUGUCUUGAGUUGCAGAUGGAAAUAUAGAUCCUCCACUCCACCUGCUCUUUUUUUUUUCCUGCCUCCUUCCUCUCUUCCUCCUCCGAGGUCAGGCAUCAGUAGGUAGGUAAUCUCUUUGUAGUGGCCAUCGAAUGGAUCAGUAGUGUGGGAGGCGAAGCUGAACAUUCAAUUGAAUCAAUCCUGUGAUUGAUCGAUCUGUAAUGUAAUGUAAUGCAUCCAGUAGGAAGUAAGUAUCCCGUUGAUGUAAUCUCCAGUCCUGACCCGACCCAGCACAGCACUUGAUUGAGAUGUUGCAGACGACGGAUUGCUUCAUCUGUGUUUACCGUUA
Molecule: messenger RNA, 1215 nt
Organism: Setaria italica (foxtail millet)
Lineage: Eukaryota; Viridiplantae; Streptophyta; Magnoliopsida; Poales; Poaceae
Product: GATA transcription factor 17
Exons: 2
Coding region: 231-839 (202 amino acids)
Biological process (GO): regulation of DNA-templated transcription
Molecular function (GO): sequence-specific DNA binding; zinc ion binding
Source: RefSeq, a predicted model, not a curated record